AUGGCGCCCCCGAGCGUCCCUGGCGACCUUCCCAUGAACAACAACCCGGGACCACGGAACAUCGGCCUGGGGCUGAAUCGGGGCUACGCCGCCGACUGGACGGUCCAGGACGCCUUGCGGGAGCUCUAUCAGAAUUGGAAAGAUGCAACCCUGCAGACCACUCCGAUGGAUUUACUCAAUUUUCUGCCCCGCGUGACGGUUUCGCCCAACGAAGAUGAAAUCAUCAUCACGGUGGAGCAGAGACCCUCCCCGGCCUCAAGUGGGGACGGGCCGCCCACCUAG
Aspergillus affinis is the source of this 282-nucleotide messenger RNA. RefSeq lists its product as uncharacterized. The record is from RefSeq and is a predicted model, not a curated record. The transcript is spliced from 2 exons. Bases 1 to 282 code for a protein of 93 amino acids. NCBI's taxonomy places the organism in Eukaryota, Fungi, Ascomycota, Eurotiomycetes, Eurotiales, Aspergillaceae.